This is a messenger RNA of Chanos chanos (milkfish), 2346 nucleotides long. RefSeq names its product acetyl-CoA acetyltransferase 2 (gene acat2). The transcript has 9 exons. NCBI's taxonomy places the organism in Eukaryota, Metazoa, Chordata, Actinopteri, Gonorynchiformes, Chanidae. The record is from RefSeq and is a predicted model, not a curated record. Gene Ontology annotation, molecular function: acyltransferase activity, transferring groups other than amino-acyl groups. The coding region runs from base 83 to 1270 and encodes 395 amino acids.
AGUUAAUAAAUACAUUACCUGUCCUACCGGAUAACGAGUGGGAGCAUUUCAGCAAGGAUCACUAUUCAAUCCACACAAAGACAUGAAUUCCGAAGCGGUAGUCAUCGUCUCCGCGGCAAGGACUCCCAUUGGUUCCUUGAAUGGAGUUUUCGCUAGCGUACCAUUGCAUGAGCUGGCCACGGUGGUUAUUAAGGAUGUCCUGAAGAGAGCAAAUGUUAAGCCAGAGGAGGUUUCAGAGGUGAUCAUGGGCCAUGUGCUCACAGCUGGCCAUGGGCAGAAUCCAGCUCGCCAGGCCAGCGUUGGUGCAGGCAUUCCAUACCCAGUACCUGCAUGGAGCUGCCAGAUGGUGUGUGGUUCAGGUCUGAAGGCCGUGUGUCUGGGAGCUCAGUCCAUCAUGACGGGAGAGUCCACUGUGGUCGUAGCAGGUGGAAUGGAGAGUAUGAGUCGGACUCCACAUGCGGUUCAGAUGAGGGCAGGGGUGAAAUUGGGUGAUGCUUCACUGCAGGACACUCUGGUGUCUGAUGGACUGACUGACGCUUUUCAUAGAUACCAUAUGGGGAUUACAGCGGAGAAUGUAGCGAAACAGUGGUCAGUGACCCGAGAGGAGCAGGACCAGUUUGCCUUGACGUCGCAGAACAGAACUGAGGCGGCACAAAAAGCGGGCCACUUUGAUCAGGAGAUUGUGCCAGUCACUGUCUCCUCCAGGAAAGGCCCAGUGGAGGUGAAGGCCGAUGAGUUCCCUCGUCAUGGCUGUAAUAUUGAGGCCCUGUCCAAACUGAAGCCUUACUUUGUGAAGGACGGAACAGGGACUGUCACCCCUGGCAACGCUUCAGGCAUAAAUGAUGGUGCUGCAGCUACUGUGCUCAUGAGCCAAUCAGAGGCUCAGAGGCGGGGUUUAAAACCAAUGGCUAAGAUCAUCGCCUGGGCUCAAGCUGGCCUUGACCCGUCAAUCAUGGGCACCGGGCCUAUCCCAGCUAUCCGAAAAGCGGUUGAGAAAGCAGGGUGGAAGUUGGAUGAGGUGGAUCUUUAUGAGAUAAAUGAAGCAUUUGCUGCCCAGUCAUUAGCUGUUGUCAAGGAGCUCGGCCUGAACCCAGACAAGGUUAAUGUGUGUGGGGGCGCCAUCUCUCUGGGACACCCCCUGGGUAUGUCGGGCUGCCGCGUCCUUGUGACCCUACUGCAUGCACUCCAGAGAACGGGGGGGAAGAGGGGCGUGGCCUCGCUGUGUAUCGGCGGGGGAAUGGGGAUCGCCAUGUGUGUCGAGAGAAUAUGAGAGAAAUUACGCUUGUACGCACAUUUACCCAACAUGUACACACAACUGUAUUUUUCCUGGUGUUUCAGACUUUUCCCUGACUUCUGUAAUUCAUUUAUACCUCGCUUUUAAUUCACCCCAUAUGUUGAGAGAUACUGAAAGCAAUAAUUUGAGAGAUUCCCAUAACUUGGUACUCCUCUCAUUCUUUUCAUAUAUGCACUUAAAAGAUCAUUUCAAACAUGUUUACAGAAUGCAGCCACCUCUUGGUCUAAGUUUUAUAUAAUGGUUGAUGAGUUACUCUUGUGUGGCCUUUUGUUAAAACCAUCCAAUCAGAAAUCCUUCAGACAUUCCUCUCCUUCACUCAAAGAUGUGUGUAACAACUUGGGAAUAUUUUUAUGAAGAAAGUCUAACUCUUUAGGAAUCUUGUAAUAGAAGAGUAUAGUGUGGCCUUUAGUGUAUCAAGAAUAGAAUGCUUCAUAUCACUCAGUAGGGAUCCUUUAGGGAUGCUAUUCGUAUUACUGUAAACUUUGUCAGUUUAGAGAGUAAUUUCUAAUUGACUUGGUUAAGUAACAGUUAAGGUCCCACAUGUACACUCAAUACACACUACGUGUUAAAACUUCAUCCUCAGUUUUUUUAAUCUUUUCCCCAUUGUGUUCUCACCUCUACAGAUGGGAGGAUUUUGUGUUGAGAUUUCAACAGGCCUUAUGUAUUAUCAUUGUUCACAGCUUGAAAACUGAAACUCAGCUAUUACUACCACUUACCCCAUCUAUAGUGUUCUUUUAACGUAUAUAAUACAACAGAAUACAGUUGUGAAAAGAUGAAAAAUUAGUGAAACUUUCCUUCAAUAUACAGACUAUAUAGGUGAUACUGUGGAAGGAAAACGCCUUAGUGUGUAUGCAAAGUGUGCCACAGGGCUAAACUAGCCACUGUUCUGUGCUUCCUGUAGAUAGCGUUUUACUAAUGUGAAUUAACUGUGUCUGUAAUGUAUUGUGUCAACAUGAUAAUGUGAGCUUUAAAAAAACUCUCUCCAAGAAAAUAUGUUUACAGAUGUAACCAGAACGAUUUAUGUGCUUAAUAAAGACAAAUACAAAGCCUUA